AUGCCUGUUCUUUCACUCAAGAUAUAUAUUGCAAUGAUGUAUAAAGAACUGGCGGAGAGAAUAGAACGUCGUAAGAAAAGACUGUGGUGUCUAUAUGAUGGUAUUCCACUUGAAGAAGAUAGUGAUUGUUCCGUAAUGGAAAGUGUUUACGAAGAUCAAGAUACAGACGAUGAUGACUCGGAUAGUGAAGUUGAAGAUCGUAACGAAGAUGAACAGACUAGUGAUCAUAUUGUUAAAAAGAAGCGGCGUCGUGUGUCUCGCGUUAUUACUGAAUUCGAAGAUGAAGAAAUGCUAAAAGACAAGAUAAUUAAAGAUUAUCUAAGAGCUUCACAAUUACAGGAUGAAAAAAUCGAAAUUGCUGAUAAAGCUCUUGCACUAGUCGAAAGACAUAUAAAACGCCUUGACGAAGAUUUUGAUAGUCUAUUUCCUCAGCAUAAUCUUCGCGAAAAUCUUCAUGAAUCUUCCACUUCAGCUCCACCGAGUCCACCCAGAAUAGAUCCUCUAAUGACAAUUCAACCAUCAACACAUCACGUGAAUACUAUAUCAACAUCACAAGCAACUAGGACACCUGUUCAUCAGCCAAUUUCAGCAGUAACACCUAUGCCAACAUCCAAUUUUCCUAACACAUUUGAUUACAAUAAAAUUUAUUACCCCUCGUCAAGCGCUGAAUCUGAAGAAAUUCGUCGCCGACCGUCUGCAAUAACCGUUAGUGGUAAUAGCGCAAGACGUCGAAAGCAAAUUGGAAUCAAAUUACGAUUGCAUAAUGGAGAAGAAAAUUCGAAUUCUGGGUCGUCGUCAGUUACUGAUCAAAUCACGAAUGUUGACAUGGACCUAAUGGAUCCAAGCACUGACGCAUAUGAAAAUCCACUUAUGUCUAGCGUCAACACAUUUACAUCAGGUUUCGUACAGCCUAUUGAUCCGAAUGAACCGGUAUAUUGUAUUUGUAGACAAGUCAGUUUUGGAGAUAUGAUUGGUUGUGACGGAGAGGAAAUACAAGCCAAACUAAAAAAAGGAAAAGAGGCCGACCAGCUGGAUCCGAAUACUGGUGUAACCUGGCAAAAGUCAUAG
Messenger RNA from Racocetra fulgida, 1068 nucleotides. The record is from the annotation of a GenBank genome assembly. NCBI's taxonomy places the organism in Eukaryota, Fungi, Glomeromycota, Glomeromycetes, Diversisporales, Gigasporaceae.